This is a messenger RNA of Linum tenue, 5965 nucleotides long. The record is from the annotation of a GenBank genome assembly. NCBI's taxonomy places the organism in Eukaryota, Viridiplantae, Streptophyta, Magnoliopsida, Malpighiales, Linaceae.
CCCGGCCCGUUCCUGAUUGCUCCUCGUGUUCCCUGCCUCUGCCUCCGCCUCCGCCAUUCUCAUCGCCUCGUCGCAGUGACUCCCCAGCUCAGUUCGAUCAAACUCCUUUUCUCUUCCUCUUCAACAUUAGACACUCGCUCGCGAUCAAUUUCCAUGAUCAAGGGAAUGAAGUCACGAUCCAAGGCUCGUUCGAUAUCGCCCUGGCCUAACCUCCGUCCGGCAAGUUUCCUCGUUCCCGGCGAGCAAAACCCUAGACGAAAUCGGCCAUUCCGAACCCGGACUAGCUCCUCCAAGUCCAUUUCGUAUGAGAAUCUUUGUAGCUCACAAAAGAAAUAUUUGGAUCCUUGUCCGUACGUGGAAACCAAUGCCUAUAGCUACCAUCCAACAACCGCUCUGUGAGGACAAGAAAGCAGAAGGGACGGACACUGAGAGAGAUGACCAAGUUAGAAUCAUCGCCAGGAUUGGAAUGUAAUGUUUGCUUGCCCCUUUGUUUCAAUGGGGGGGUUUUGCCGCUUAUUACUAUUGUCCCCUUCCCCUUCUCUCCCCCGAAACACCUUUCUCGUUCUCCGGCCGUUUCUUUCAAGGAUUUGCUCCCGGUCGGUGUUGGCGAAUCAGCAGGGGAACCGACGGUACCGGCCAAAAGACUGAACAUCAGAAGAUUGCAUUUCACUUGGGAUGGUGGUUUCAGAGGUAUUUUCUUGAAGGACACAUCAUAACUCGAUUUCAGGUGAAGGAGUAAAAAUUAGCAGAAACUUCGAAACAAAUGGCUGUUUCAAGCCCCAACUCUUCAAGGACAGAGCACAAUUCAAGUAAGGUUUAUGUUGCGCCCUGAAGCAUCCAACAUCCUAUUCCGGAGUCCAGCUGAUGAUGCAGUUACCCAGUUGAUCUGACAGUAUUGUCUAAGAUUAACUCUGGCCGCAGACGUUUGCUUUCGAAUUCAGCCAUUGCCAUGCGUACGUGGCCUAUCUGAAAAUACUAAAGGUACGCCGGAUCCCCAAAUGAAGAGUUAAGAGGACAGAAGGUUGUGGCACCGGUGAACAGGCGCGCAGAUAGGAACCAGCGGCGGAGGCAAGUGUACGAAUAAUGGCAUUGCCCUGGCCGGAACUCCCCUGUUUCCCAGCCUAUCUCCUCGUAUGUGUCCAGCUGGUUUUUCUCGGCGUUCUAUUACUCGCUUCCCUUCUCCAACUAUUCAAACAAAAGAACAAUCAUGAAGAUGGCAUCACUACCAAUGGGAACACCAAAAUAUAUGCCAACGGUGAUCAUGACGGCGACGAGGAGCCACCAGAAAACCCAACGGCCGACCGGCAGCAGACAGCUAAAUGCGGGAUCCCUACCAAAACAAGCAUCGCAUGUACCAUUCUGUUGCUGGCUGUCCACUGCCUCUUGCUGCUUUCCAUGCUCCUCUCGUUCAGCGGCCACAACAUCAUUUCCCCUGCUCUUGCUGGCAGCUGCAGUUCUAGAAUCGGAACCCUUGCGUCCGAGAUUGCACAGGUGUUAUCGCUGGCUGCAAGCCUAUUUGCUAUCCGAAACGUUAUCAAGGCCGAAUCCACCAUGUUCCCAUGGAUGUUGAGAGCAUGGUGGAUCUGCGGGUUCCUGUUGUCAGCAUCAUCCGCCUCUCUUUCCACUUACCUCAGAACCACACACCCCGGCAAGAAGCUCGAAUUGCCAGACUACGUCAACUUCCUAUCUCUCUCAUUGUCAUCAUUCCUAUUCGGAAUCUCGAUCCACGGCAAGACCGGCAUCGCCACGGCCACGGCCACAUUCUCUUCUGAUAUGAAGGAGCCCCUCCUUCCUGCGGAGGGGCAGAGCAAGCAGAGAACCCGAUCACCAUACGGAGAUGCCACGCUCCUGCAGCUGGUCACUUUCUCCUGGCUCAACCCGCUGUUCAGUGUCGGGAUAAAGAAGCCUUUAGAACAGGAUGACAUUCCAGACGUCGGAAUCAACGAAUCCGCGGCAUUUCUCUCCUCUGCCUUCGCAGAGUGCCUUGACAGAGAAACAGAGAGGCAACAGAGCAGCGAUAACACAGAUGAUGCUGGUGGCAGUAGUAGUAGUCCAUCCAUCUACAGAGCAAUCUUCCUACUUGUACGCAGGAAAGCAGCAAUCAACGCAUUCUUCGCGAUGGCCAGCGCGACGGCAUCGUACGUCGGCCCUUACCUCAUCAACGAUUUCGUCGACUUCCUCAGCCGGAAGAAGGAACGCAGCUUGACGAGCGGGUACCUCAUAGCACUGGGAUUCCUCUGCGCCAAAAUUGUUGAAACCGUAACGCAACGGCAGUGGAUAUUCGGGGCUCGGCAGCUCGGCCUCCGCCUCCGUGCAGCUCUGACCACUCGCAUUUACGCCAAGGGGCUUGUCCUGUCUGCGCGCUCCCGUCAGGGGCACACCAGUGGCGAGAUCAUCAACUACAUGAGCGUCGAUGUCAACAGGAUCACCGAUUUCAUAUGGUACGUCAACACGGUGUGGAUGCUGCCGAUUCAAAUUUCCCUAGCGAUUUACAUCCUCAGGACCAAUCUUGGAGCGCCAGGGUCGCUGGCGGCUCUGGCUGCGACUCUGCUCGUCAUGUCGUGUAAUGUUCCCCUGACAAGGAUGCAGAAGUCGUAUCAGACCAAGAUUAUGGAAGCGAAAGAUGGCAGGAUGAAGGCCACCUCCGAGGUGCUGCGGAACAUGAAGACCAUCAAGCUUCAAUCUUGGGACUCUCAGUUUCUCGGGAAGCUGAAAUGCUUGAGGGAGGUAGAGCGGAGCUGGUUGUGGAAGUCUCUCAGACUUACUGCCAUCACUGCUUUCAUCUUCUGGGGCUCUCCGGCAUUCAUCUCGACGAUCACGUUCGGGGCUUGUUUGAUGAUGGGGGUGCCGCUGACAGCCGGGAGGGUUCUGUCUGCUUUGGCAACGUUCCGGAUGUUGCAGGAUCCAAUCUUCAACUUGCCCGAUUUGUUGUCCGUGAUUGCACAGGCGAAAGUUUCGGCGGACAGGAUUACUUCCUACUUGCAGGAGGAGGAAGUUCAGCAGGAUGCAGUGGAGUAUGUUCCUCCUGGGGGCGAUGAACGGUUCGAUGUUGAAAUAGAGAGCGGGAAGUUCAGCUGGACUCCCGAAUUAGUAAGCAGUAGAAGCAGCAGUAACGUGACCUUAGAUGGGAUUGAUCUGAGAGUGAAGAGAGGAAUGAGGGUGGCAGUGUGUGGGACGGUUGGUUCGGGAAAAUCGAGCCUGCUUUCGUGUAUCUUAGGGGAAAUACACAAGCUGUCAGGAACCGUGAAGGUGAGGGGAACAAAAGCAUAUGUACCUCAGUGUCCAUGGAUAUUGACUGGGAGCAUUAGGGACAACAUUCUGUUUGGGAAGGCAUACGAGAGCGAGCGGUAUGAGAGGACUGUGCAAGCAUGCGCGAUGGUAAAGGAUUUCGAGCUAUUCUCGUGCGGGGAUUUGACUGAGAUCGGGGAAAGAGGGAUAAACAUGAGCGGAGGGCAGAAGCAGAGGAUACAAAUUGCUCGCGCUGUGUAUCAGGAUGCAGACAUUUACCUAUUAGAUGAUCCUUUCAGUGCAGUCGAUGCUCAUACCGGUACUCACCUCUUUCAGGAUUGCCUUAUGGGAAUAUUGAGAGACAAAACUAUAAUAUAUGUUACCCACCAGGUCGAGUUUCUACCUGCAGCAGACGUAAUUGUGGUGAUGCAAAAUGGAAAGAUCGCGCAAACAGGGAAGUUCGAUGAACUUAUGAAACAAAAUGUAGGAUUUGAAGCUUUAGUUGGUGCUCACAGCCAGGCUCUGGAGUUAGUUCAUGCAGUCGAAAGUUCAACGCAGCAAACCACAUCCUUAUUAGUUGCCGACCAGGAAGAAAAUUCCGAUCCAAGUAGAACGAGCAAGCCAUGCCAACAACAACAACGAGACCCUGUUGGGGUGGGUACUGAUAAUCAAAGUGGGAAACUAGUGCAAGACGAAGAAAGAGAGACGGGAAGCAUUGGGAAAGAAGUGUACUGGUCCUACUUGACUGCUGUGAAAGGUGGAGUCUUGGUUCCAUUUAUAGUAUUGGCCCAGUCAUCAUUUCAGGUGUUGCAAAUAGCAAGUAACUACUGGAUGGCUUGGGCUUGUCCUCCCACAAGCGAUAGCAACGAACCUGCAGUCGGGUUAGGGAUGGAUACCAUUCUACUCGUGUAUACGUUGUUGGCUGCUGGAAGUGCGCUAUGCGUCCUAGUCAGGGCCAUCCUAGUUACUACAGUAGGUCUCUCCACCGCGGAGAAACUCUUCACUGAUAUGCUGCACAGUGUCAUCAGGGCUCCAAUGCAGUUCUUUGAUUCAACCCCGACAGGCAGAAUCUUGAACCGAGCAUCCACUGAUCAAAGUGUGCUAGACUUGGAAAUAGGGCAGAGAUUAGGAUGGUGCGCCUUCUCGAUAAUACAGAUUCUGGGUACCAUUGCCGUAAUGUCUCAAGUUGCUUGGGAAGUAUUUGUCAUCUUCAUCCCAGUUACAGCAGUUUGUAUAUGGUACCAGCAAUACUACACACCAACGGCUCGAGAGUUGGCCCGCCUAUCAGGAAUCCAAUUGACUCCAAUACUUCACCAUUUCUCGGAGUCACUAGCUGGAGCAGCCACAAUCCGUGCAUUUGGUCAUGGUGAACGAUUCAUCACCGGGAACCUCGGUCUUGUAGACAACUACUCCAGGCCAUGGUUUCACAAUGUAUCAGCAAUGGAAUGGCUCUCUUUCAGAUUGAACGUGUUGUCCAAUUUUGUUUUUGCUUUUUCAUUGGUUCUGCUAGUGACACUCCCGGAAGGAAUCAUCAACCCUAGCAUUGCAGGAUUGGCUGUAACAUACGGCAUAAACUUGAAUGUCCUGCAGGCUUCAGUUAUAUGGAACAUAUGCAAUGCCGAGAACAAGAUGAUCUCUGUAGAAAGAGUGCUUCAGUACACAAACAUAAAGAGUGAAGCACCCCUAGUGAUCGAAGAUCGCAGACCACCACCCAACUGGCCCAGUAUCGGAACAAUUUGCUUCAAGAACUUACAGAUACGAUACGCGGAGCAUCUCCCAUCUGUGUUGAAGAACAUAAGCUGUACAUUUCCAGGGAAGAGGAAAAUCGGGGUCGUUGGGAGGACAGGGAGUGGGAAAUCGACACUAACACAAGCAAUCUUCAGGAUGGUAGAAGCAAGAGAAGGCAGUAUAAUCAUCGACGACAUAGACAUUUCGAAGAUAGGACUCGAUGACUUGAGAUCGAGACUAAGCAUCAUCCCUCAGGACCCUACCAUGUUUGAGGGAACAGUAAGAGGGAACCUCGACCCGUUAUGCCAAUACACCGACUUUGAUGUGUGGGAGGCUUUAGCAAAAUGUCAGCUGGGAAGUCUGGUGCAGGAAAAAGACGAAAAGCUGGAUGCUUCAGUGACGGAGAAUGGAGAGAACUGGAGUGCAGGGCAGAGACAAUUGUUCUGUCUAGGGAGAGCCCUGCUGAAAAAGAGUAGCAUACUUGUGCUGGACGAAGCGACAGCGUCAGUCGAUUCGACGACCGACGGAGUCCUACAGAAGGUGAUCAGUGAAGAGUUCAAGGAUCGAACAGUUGUGACAAUAGCUCACAGAAUCCACACUGUCAUUGAUAGCGAUCUCGUGUUGGUGCUUAGUGAUGGACGAAUUGCAGAGUAUGAUACUCCCAGAAUGCUGCUACAGAGACGGGAUUCGUUUUUUUCGAAUCUUAUAAAAGAGUACUCUACCAGAUCAUCACACAUGAAUUUGAAUCUAACAUAAGCUUUUGUAAGGUUCGGCCGAGGUGUUGGUGCCCUACAUAGGAUCUCUAUUAGGACUAGUAUAAACAUAAUUUCAUGGAUAAACCUUCUUCCCAUGGUGUCAUCUUGCUUACAUCGUUGCUUCUGAACAUGAUACCCUGGUGUUGUUGCUUUCUCAGCAGGACAAAUUGUUCAACUUCGUCCUACAUUCGUAAUUUCAUACAUCGAUUAUAUCGAAUAUGACUUCGUCGUGAUGGAAAUUGUCUUUUUCAUCU